This is a messenger RNA of Sclerotinia sclerotiorum 1980 UF-70, 1674 nucleotides long. RefSeq lists its product as hypothetical. Gene Ontology annotation, biological process: intracellular protein transport; endocytosis. Bases 1 to 1674 code for a protein of 557 amino acids. Gene Ontology annotation, cellular component: clathrin adaptor complex; cytoplasmic vesicle. The transcript is spliced from 3 exons. NCBI's taxonomy places the organism in Eukaryota, Fungi, Ascomycota, Leotiomycetes, Helotiales, Sclerotiniaceae. The record is from RefSeq and is a predicted model, not a curated record.
AUGAAUGGUGCUAUUGAGGCAUUGUAUAUUUAUGAUGAACAUAAUCGACCUCUUCUACAAAACACCUAUACUUCGCGGCCUCUCUCCUCCACACAGCUCCUCCCGCUUUACCUGGCCCAUCCUGCACCGCGACCUAGUCUGAUAUACCUCCCCAACACAUCUCAGCCCACUCUUCUUUUCAGCCUCAUCCAUUCAAACUUGCUAUUUUGCCUCACUUCCUCCUCAGAAAUCGAACCCCUCCUAGCCCUCGAGUUCUUACAUCGAGUCAUUGAUGUCUUGGAAGAAUUUGUGGGUGCGCCAUUACUGGCGCAAAAGAUAGAAAGUAGCUAUGAUGUUGUGGCUCAGCUUUUAAAUGAGAUGUGUGAUGCGGGCACAGUUAGCUCAACGGAACCUAAUGCUUUAAGAGAUAUGGUGGAGGUGGAAGGAUGGAUUGGGAAGCUUCUAGGGGGUAUAACUAUUCCUGGAAAACCCGGCUUUGCAACUCCCUCCACUUCGGGCAUGUCUGGAUUAUCCUCCACAGGAACACUUGCAGCGAAUACACCAGCACUACCUUGGAGAAGAGCAAAUGUACGACAUACUUCGAAUGAAUUAUAUGUGGAUUUGGUUGAAUCACUCACUGUUACUCUUGCCCCGUCUGGUCGACCAUUGGCUGCGUUUGCAAAUGGAACUAUUGCGUUUACAUCAAAGAUAUCUGGAGUACCGGAUCUCCUUCUAAAUUUGUCCACGCCGUCUGGUAGACAAAAUGUGAGCAGUGUUAUGGAAUUACCAGUAUUUCAUCCAUGUGUGAGGUUAGCGAGAUGGAGAGAAAAGCCAGGGGAACUAAGCUUCGUACCGCCAGAUGGACGGUUUGUUUUAGCUGGAUAUGAAGUCGAUUUACUCCCUUCUACGGGUGGAAAAUCUGGUACUACAAAUUCAUCUCAUCUAAAAUUACCUGUCAAUAUCGAAGUUAAAACUAGUCUUGGUCCAACCGGGUCUGAUUUCGAGGUUCGACUAUUCAUUGUCAAGGUUUCUGGUCAGGGUAAUUCCCCUUUAUCCUCGGGUUCGAAUUCAAGAGGAAAUAGCAAUGCCGUAGCACAUUUGAGCCGGGCCGCGUCACAAUUCAGCGGGGGUCUUAGUGGCAAUAUUGGUGGCAGUAGUGGUAAUAGCACAUCACCCAUCAUCGAAGACUUAGUAGUUACAGUACCAUUACCAGCUGACGUACGGAAUUUAUCGGAGAUUAAAGCGAGUAGAGGCGACACAACAUAUAAUCCAGGUGAAAAGAAUCUAGAAUGGCAUAUACCAGCCAGAGAUGCGAUGGCAGGUGGAGCAACCUUACGAUGUACAGUCGUGGGACCAUUAUCAAGCGAAGAAGAGUACGAUGGGAAUGGUUUCAGACUCGAUGGGGAAUAUGAUUAUGACACAGAAACAUAUCAAAGCGCUCCAGAGAAAACGAAGGUGGAGACUACCUCAAAUAAUGAAAGCAAAGAUGCAAGAAAAGUAGCGCAGAAUAAAAUCCUAAUGCCUAGUUCAGCAGCAGUUAGCUUUUCAGUUAAAGGGUGGCUGGCUAGUGGGAUCAAAGUGGAGAGUCUAACGAUUGAUACGAGGAAGAGUAGAGGAUUGGGAGAGGGCAUUAAACCUUAUAAAGGGGUGAAGUAUUUGACUAUUAGUAGGGGUGGUAUUGAGGUUAGGUGUUAA